AUGCUGCUCAACGAAAGUCAUAUCGACGUGCAAACAACCGUGGAUGGGAAGGAGACGUCGAUGAGAAUUUUCACAUUCCAUCCCACCAUCCCGCAAUAUCCUGAUGCUCGAUUUCCUGGCGUCGUGUUAUUCAGCGAGAUCUAUCAAGUCACGGGCCCAGUAGCGCGAUUCGCGCGUCAAAUCGCAGGUCAAGGCUAUAUUGUUGCUGCUCCAUCGUCGUAUCACGACUUCACUGGUCCCGAAGCCCUAGCCUACGAUGACCCGGGAACGAACCAAGGGAAUGAAUGGAAGGUGAAGAAGGUUCUUCAAUCAUAUGAUGAGGACUCCCACAAGGCGGUUGAUUACCUCCUCAGUCUCCCCACGUGUACGGGCAGGAUAGGCAGCACGGGAAUGUGUCUGGGUGGCCAUCUUUCUCUACGAGCUAGUCUUGAUCCGCGGAUAAGCGCAACCGUUGCGUACUUUGCUACAGAUGUACACUCCCGUACUUUGGGACCUCAUUCGGGGGCCAACUUGUCAGUCCAGGGCCCAGAGAACAGUAACCACACGAUCGACAAGCUCGGCGAGAUUAAGGGCGAGGUAGCCAUGAUUUUCGGCAUCAAAGACACCCACGUCCCGGACGAGGGUCGCGACUUGAUUCGACACAAGCUGAGGAGCUCUGGAACGGUCUUCAGCUUCUACGAAUUCGCGUGGGCGCAGCACGCCUUCAUCCGCGACGAGCUGAGCAAGGGUCGCUACGACCCGGCAAUUACCAAGAUCUGCUUCGAGGUGUUGUUGGAACUGUUCGGCCGAGUGCUAAAGUCAGAUCUGGGACAGAGGGACAAUAAGCCCCAGAAGAUUGAGCACGUCUGUUGA
Molecule: messenger RNA, 852 nt
Organism: Daldinia childiae
Lineage: Eukaryota; Fungi; Ascomycota; Sordariomycetes; Xylariales; Hypoxylaceae
Product: putative carboxymethylenebutenolidase
Exons: 6
Coding region: 1-852 (283 amino acids)
Molecular function (GO): hydrolase activity
Source: RefSeq, a predicted model, not a curated record